UUCUCUUCCGGCAGCUCUGCGCCCCCUCUUCCCCACCCACCACCACGCCAGGCCAGGCCAGGCUAGGCUUUCCCAUUCCAUUCCCCUUCCCCUUCCGUUGCGAGCCCAGCCCAUCCCCAAAUGGCGCCUCCGUCCUCCUCGUCCGCCCCGCCGCCGUCGUCGUGGGUCAUCCUAGGCAGCAUCCAGCGCGUCUCCGCACCGGCCGGCGGGGGCGACGCCUCCCUCGCGCUCGCGGCGCCGCCGCGCGUCUCGAUCCUCAACGUCUCCCAGAGCGUCUUUCCGGAAGCGGCCACGCCCCAUCACUUCCCCUUCGUCCUCGCCGCCGACCCUUCCGGCCUGCUCCUCCUCCAGGCCAACCUGAGCCGCCCGCCCAGACGCGAAGUCCUCGACGGCCCCGCCAGCCAUGGCGUGUACUGGAAAGACUCCACCUCGCGCUACUUCGUUCUCGACGCCACCACCGCCCCGGGGACGGCGUUCCACCUCCCCGACCCCGAGCCCCCCAACACCAUCCUGCACCAGGCCCUCCUCGGCCUUCUCGCCUCCCCUGCCGGUGGCGGACACUACAUGGUCGCGGAGCUCCAGCCCAUCAUCGGCCUGGACAAAGCCACGCUCCUCUGCUUCUCCACAGAGGUCGGGGAGUGGGUCGAGAAGCGCGUCCACUGCCCGCUCCCGCCACGCCCGCUGGUUCCCAUCGGCGUGGUCUCGCACCACGGGAGGUUCUGGUGGGUGGACCUCUCAUGGGGCGUCAUCCACUGCGACCCCUUCGCCGACAAGCCGGUCCUGGGCUUCGUCCCCUUCCCGCCGGAGAGGGUCCUCAAGUGCAGGGAAGGCUGGGGUGUCACCGACGAGUACCGCUACGUGGGCGUCAGCGAUGGCAAGCUGCGGUUCGUUGACACGUACGUGCGCAGCGGCGACGCUCCCAAGGUCGCCGUGUGGACGCUGGCACAUCCAGACUCCACGGAGUGGACGCUGGAGCAGGAGACGACGUUUGCGGAGAUCUGGGGCGACAAGAGCUACAAGGCCACCAGGCUGCCCAAGAAGAUGCCCGUGCUUGCACUCAUCCACCCCAAGAACCCGUGCGUCGUCUUCUUCUUCCUGGAGCAGCAACUCUUCGGCGUCGACGUGCGCACGCGCAAGGUCGUGGACUGCAAGCCCUAUGGGCUAGUUGCGCCGCCGAGCUGCUACAUCGCCAGCCGAUUCGUUCGCGCUUGGGAGUUGCCGCAGCCGCUCCCCUCAGAUAAUAACGCAAUGCCAUCCUCCUGUCCUGUCGGUAUAUAUGUUUCUUGUCCAUUGAUCAUGGUCAUCUGCCGUAUGUCCAAUUCGUCAAAAAUUUCCCCUUUCUAAGCCAGGGGAUGUCUUGUGUGUACUAUCUAGCUCUGUAGGAGUACUUCCUUGCAAAUAUCAUGUGAUCUCUUCCUAUAUGCCUCUUUGGUUUGAAUAUGCAUCUUUAAGAGGGAUCAGUGAACUGCCAUAAAA
This is a messenger RNA of Aegilops tauschii subsp. strangulata, 1476 nucleotides long. Lineage: Eukaryota; Viridiplantae; Streptophyta; Magnoliopsida; Poales; Poaceae. The record is from RefSeq and is a predicted model, not a curated record.